AGUCUGUCAGGUUGGGGGGAGCCAGUCGCUGUGUAGGAACAGUGGAGCUGAAACAUCAAGGAGAAUGGAGACCAGCAAUUGACUAUGACCUCAGGAAAGCAGCUGUUCUCUGUAAACAUCUGGACUGUGGAUCUGCUGUUUCUGCUGUAAUCAGACCGAAGUCCUCACCUGCAGAUGUGCUGGGGAUCAGCUCUGACUGUUUUCAGUCUGGAUCUACUCAAAGCGAGUGUGCAGCACCAAAUGCCUCCAACUACACCCUGGAUCUCAUUUGCUCAGACUUGCUGGUUCAGCCCAUCAUCCAGGCAUCCUCCAUCGAUGGGGUUUCUGAGGCCCAGGAGCAGGGGCUUACAGUAUCCAGGCACUCCAACUUCACCAUCAGCUGCUCCAUCCAGCCACAAUACCCAGGAGGCUCCUUCCAGCUCACCUUCAACUCCACCAACACAGCGUACAGCUACACCCAGCCAGCUGUCAAUCACUCUGCCCACUUCCUGUUUCCUGCUGCAGUGCCCGCCCACCAAGGAAACUACAGCUGUGUUUAUCACAUCUACGUUUUCUCUCAUAAUUUCACUGCUGAGAGCCACCUGCUGCCUGUCACUGUCUCAGAGUUUGUCAGCUUGGUAGGAGGACCCAGUCGCUGUGCAGGAACGCUGGAAUUGAAACAUUUGGGUGUGUGGAGACCAAUGGAUAGCUCUGACUGGACCAUAAAGGCAGCAUCUGUUAUCUGUGAACAUCUGGAUUGUGGCUCUGCUAUUUCAGUAGAAUGGCGAGAGGAUUCCACAGAGAAAUCUGUGUGGAAGAUCCAAGACGGCUGCAUUGAGUCUGGAUCAGCUAUAAAAGAAUGCUUACAACUUUGGUUGUCUUCCUUCUCUCUGUAUCUCACGUGCUCAGACUCUGUCAGGCUGCUGAAUGGUUCCAGUCUGUGUUCAGGCAGACUGGAGGUGAAGUCUAACCAGAGCUGGUCCUCAGUGUGUGAAGCUGACUUUGACCAGCAGGAUGCAGAGGUGGUCUGUAGGGAACUCGGCUGUGGGCCUCCUUCGGUCCUCCAGGGGACGCUCUAUGGAGAAGUGGAGGCUCCAGUGUGGAGCAAAGAGUUCCAGUGUGGAGGCCAUGAGUCUGCUCUCCUGGACUGUAGAAGCUCAGGCUCAGCUAGAAACAGCUGCUCACCUGGCAAAGCUGUUGGACUCACCUGCUCAGAGCCUCAUGAUCUCAGGUUGGUGGGAGGAGCCAGUCGUUGUGCAGGAUCACUGGAGCUAAAACUGGGAGAUUGGAGACCAGUGGAAGCUUCUGAGUGGAUCCUGGGCAAAGCAGCUGUUAUCUGUGAACAUUUGCACUGUGGUUCUCUUGAUUAUGUGGAGGCUAGAAAUGAGUCCUUGCUCAGAUCUGUUUGGAGACUCAAACCUGACUGCGUUCAAUCUGGAUGUGCUCUGAGGGAGUGUGUAACAUCAGAAUACUCUUUAAUGAUUAUGAAUUUCACCUGCUCAGACUUGCUGGUUCAGCCAAACAUCCAUGCAUCCUCCAUGGAUGGGGUCUUUGAGGCCCAGCAGCAGGGGCUUCAGGUGUCCAGCCGCUCCAACUUCACCAUCAGCUGCUCUAUCCAGCCACAGUACCCAGGAGGUUCCUUCCAGCUCACCUUCACCUCCUCCAACACGGCAUACAGCUACACCCAGCCAGCUGUCAAUCACUCUGCCCACUUCCUGUUUCCUGCUGCAGUGCCCGCCCACCAAGGAAACUACAGCUGUGUUUAUCACAUCUACGUUUUCUCUCAUAACUUCUCCUCCGAGAGCCGCCAGCUGUCUGUUGCUGUUUCACCUCCAGCAGCUCCAACAGUUCAUACCAUCACAGGAGUCAUCCUGCUGCUGAUUCUCCUGAUUGUGAUUACUGCCCUUUAUUUCUGCUGGAAGGCCAGCAGGGAGCAGACGCUGAGCAGAAAGGACACUGACGUGGUUUACUACAACUACAGUGAUCACGGAGAAGGAGGAUCAGCUGAAGAUGAAAGUCGCCAGGGAGGAGAGGAGGACCUCAAAGAAGCUCAUCUCAAAUCCAAUUGAAUUUCUGAAAAAUGACUAUCAUAAUAGUUAACACAACAGUUUUCUAUUGAAUAUAAACUUGUGUACUCACUUCACUGAUGUGUCGCUUCAUUUAAAACUAGAGGGGAAAGCACAAUGUCAUCCAACAAACCAGGGGCGAUUCUAGGAUUAGAGCUUUGGAGGUGCUGAGCACCCAGAGAGCUGCCCAGCCAGGCAAGAUAAAUCAUAAGAUUCUUAAAUUCAUCAAGUCUCU
Molecule: messenger RNA, 2280 nt
Organism: Haplochromis burtoni (Burton's mouthbrooder)
Lineage: Eukaryota; Metazoa; Chordata; Actinopteri; Cichliformes; Cichlidae
Product: scavenger receptor cysteine-rich type 1 protein M130
Cellular component (GO): membrane
Source: RefSeq, a predicted model, not a curated record